Molecule: messenger RNA, 1776 nt
Organism: Daldinia childiae
Lineage: Eukaryota; Fungi; Ascomycota; Sordariomycetes; Xylariales; Hypoxylaceae
Product: putative glycerol kinase 3
Exons: 3
Coding region: 1-1776 (591 amino acids)
Biological process (GO): glycerol metabolic process; triglyceride metabolic process; glycerol-3-phosphate biosynthetic process
Cellular component (GO): mitochondrion
Molecular function (GO): glycerol kinase activity
Source: RefSeq, a predicted model, not a curated record
AUGGGAGACAACCGUGAGACCAACGGGUUGACCAACGGUCAUGUCAAUGGUUACGCCAAUGGCCGCACCAAUGGUUAUACUAAUGGUCAGCGUGCCAACGGCCAUACCAAUGGCAACACCAAUGGACAUACCAGCAACAAUUCCAACGGCGGUGGUCUAUGGACCAGUAAACGUGCAUCAUCGGAAUGGUUUAUCGGUAGUAUAGACCAGGGCACCACGUCGUCGCGUUUUCUCAUCUUUAAUCGCCACAUGGACCCAGUCGCUAGUCAUCAAAUCGAAUUUGAAAAUCUCUAUCCUGAAUCGGGGUGGCACGAACAUGAUGCCUUAGAAUUGCUCCGCUCUGUUGAGUCUUGUAUCGAAAGAGCCAUUGAACAGUUUACUUUUGGAGGUUAUUCCACAUCCCAAAUAAAAGCUGUAGGUAUCACAAACCAGCGCGAAACCACUGUAUGCUGGGAUAAGAUCACUGGCGAACCCCUAUGCAAUGCCGUCGUAUGGCCAGACACUCGAACCAAAGAUAUCGUCCGAGAUUUGAAGAAUUACCCUGGCGCCCAUGCCAUUCCCGAACUAUGCGGUCUUCCCCUGAGCACGUAUCCUUCCAGCGUAAAACUGGUUUGGUUGUUGAAGAAUAACCUGACCGUGAGAAAUGCCUACGAAGAAGGCCGUCUCGCAUUUGGUACCGUAGAUAGCUGGCUGAUUUAUCGCCUAAACGGUAAGGACAAGAAUGUCCACGUUACGGACACUACCAACGCGAGUAGGACUAUGUUCAUGAACUUGCACACUCGGCAGUAUGAUGACAGACUACUCUCCUUCUUCGGAAUUGACAAGAACAAGGUUGCAUUGCCCAAGAUUGUGCCAUCGUCGGACCCCGAAGCCUUCGGUACCAUUGGCCGCGGCGCCUUGGCCGGUGUGAGAAUUGCAGGUUGCUUAGGUGACCAGGCCAGCGCGCUUGUCGGCCAAUGCGGAUUCAAGCCGGGCCAGGCCAAGAACACAUAUGGUACUGGAUGUUUCUUGUUAUACAACGUAGGCCACAGGCCGGUACUUUCCAAGUAUGGCUUAUUGGCGACGGUCGCAUUCGACUUUGGAAAGGGCCGGGAACCAGUUUACGCCCUGGAAGGAAGUGUAGCAGUGGGCGGCUCCGGUGUAAAGUUUUUAAUGAACAAUUUAGGAUUUAUCAGAGACUCUAAUAGAGUUGGUGAAUUGGCUGAGAGCGUCAAGGAUAAUGGCGGGGUGGUGUUUGUAACCGCAUUCAGUGGUCUAUUCGCACCGUACUGGAUUGACGAUGCGAAAGGUACCCUUUUCGGAAUAACGCAACAUACACAAAGAGGUCACAUCGCACGUGCGACACUGGAAGCCACUUGCUUUCAGACUCGCGCGAUUUUAGAAGCGAUGGAGAAAGACUCAAACCACAAGCUUGCGUCUCUUGCCGUCGACGGCGGCAUGUCGAACUCAGAUCUGACGAUGCAGACACAAGCUGAUGUUACCGGCAUCCGCGUAGAGCGACCGGCAAUGCGCGAGACCACAGCCUUAGGUGCUGCAAUCGCUGCCGGUCUAGCUGUCGAAGGUUGCUGGUCUAGCUUUGAGGAGCUCACAGAGCUCACACGCAAAAAGCCAGGUCGCCGGGUUUUCGCACCCAGAAUUGACCGAAAGAAAGCCCAGCGCAUGUACCAACACUGGGAGAGAGCUGUCGAGAUGAGUCGCGGAUGGGUCCGCGACGAUCAUUCUGAUGACGAGAAUGAAUCUUCCAGGCCUGACAUCUUCAGGAAACCGACGUUGUAA